ACGUCACCAACUUUUUGUAUACAUCAGGAAAAUAGAUAAUUGAAGUUAAUGCUUCAAUUCGCAUUAAAAUGCUUUCAAAAUUCAUACGAUCUACAUAUAAAUCUAAUGUUGGACUGCUUCUGACGAGGAAGGUCAUUCCAAAAAUACUAAAUGUGCGAUACGCGGACAUGAUACCACCUACUCAGUACGACGUGCCAUUCCCAAGCAGAUUAAAAUUCGGGUGUAUUAUAAGAGAGCGCUGGGAAAUUAUUCCUCUGUUCAUAGCAACAGGCGUGGCCUUAUCGUUCAUGUUCUAUUCCAUUGUAUACGCAUGUCAAAACAAGGUGGACGUUGUGUUUACGUCACGCAGUCGAGAGAAUAUAUCGCGCACGAUGGACCUGAGGUGCCCCACAAUUCACAAGCUAAUCAUUAUUAAUCAGAAAUACCCACCAUGGCCCGAGAUGCAGUCAGUGCUUGACAAGAUGAGGAUGGCAGAGAAACGGGCAUUAAUGCGUUUACAGACAUGCGCUCAUCCAUAGACCUGGCUCAAGUAUGCAUAGCUCUAGUAACUAAGGCCAUGAACGCUCACUCCGACAAGCUGCGACCGCUAGCGACGAUCAGAUAGGCACGCGCUAGCGUUGUUGUGCUGAAGCAGUCUAACUACCAUUCGCUGAGGACUUAAUAAGAUAAAUUUCGAGAGUUGGUUGUCUGCAAUAGUGUGCGCUACAGUUGAUGCUUCGAUCAAUUUCACGCUUUCAACUAAAAAGCCGGAAACUGAAAGAAUACAACUAAAAUAAAUUUAAGAAACCUGAUGAAACACAGUUCGUGUCGUUAAAUGUUUACAUUGUAAAACCGUUUUUGAAACUAUUUUUGUUUUGGUAAAAAUAUAUG
Molecule: messenger RNA, 870 nt
Organism: Spodoptera litura
Lineage: Eukaryota; Metazoa; Arthropoda; Insecta; Lepidoptera; Noctuidae
Source: RefSeq, a predicted model, not a curated record